AUGGCUUAUGGCUAAAAAAUAGCUAUCCCUAAUCCAACGACUAGUUGGCGAUCAGAAUCCAAGCCAAACACAAUGGAGAACCUCUUGGCCAAGUGGACCCACACGGGGGACUGGAUGCAGGAGCAGUGGGAGAACCUGCUGGGGGUCAUUGGAGAGGAUCCCUGGAGACUAUGGGUCCUGGGCAGUACGGUGGUCAUAUUCUCCGUCUAUUGGAUCUAUGCGGCCCUGUUCACCCUGAUGGAUAUAACGAACAAGCCCAAGUUCCUGCGCCGCUACAAAAUCCAACCUGGCCAGAAUGAACCGGUGGACUUGAAGAAACUCUGGAAUGCCGUCAAGGUGGUGAUCUUCAACCUGACCGUGGUCAACGUCCUGACCUCCUGGGUGGUCUACGAGCUGGUCUACAAGACAGAGAACAGUCGAGACAUCCGACAGUUGCCGACUUUCAAGAGGACUGUCAGGGACUUGGUGGUGUUUGUGAUUCUGGAGGAGAUCAUGUUCUACUACGCCCAUCGGUUGCUCCACCACAAGUCCAUCUACAAGUACGUUCAUAAGAAGCAUCACGAGUGGACGUCUCCCAUUGCCGCCAUCACCCUGUAUGCCCAUCCCGUGGAGCAUAUUGUGGCCAACCUGAUGCCCGUGGCCUUGUCCAUUGCCUUCCUGGGCACACAUGUGGCCCUCGCCUGGGUCAUCUUUGCUCUUGCGAUUGUCAACUCCAUGAGCGAUCAUACGGGCUAUAGCUUCCCCUGGUCCGGGGGAUCUGUCAAGUUCCAUGAUUAUCAUCACGCCAAGUUCAACUAUAACUAUGGAGUUUUGGGAAUUUUGGAUAAAUUGCAUGGAACAUAUCGGGCUGUACCAGAACAAAAGACGGCUGCAAAAAUAAAAAGCAAGCCCGCUAAGAGGAAAAUUAAAUGAAUAUUAAUUUUC
Molecule: messenger RNA, 924 nt
Organism: Drosophila bipectinata
Lineage: Eukaryota; Metazoa; Arthropoda; Insecta; Diptera; Drosophilidae
Product: fatty acid hydroxylase domain-containing protein 2
Biological process (GO): sterol biosynthetic process
Cellular component (GO): endoplasmic reticulum membrane
Molecular function (GO): C-4 methylsterol oxidase activity; iron ion binding
Source: RefSeq, a predicted model, not a curated record